AUGAGUGAUAUGAAUAGCAGUAACUCAUCGGGUUCGUUGCAAGGAUCCACCGGAGGAGGAGUAGAAGCAAAUUCUACUCCAACCAACAAGUCCUCACCCACAACCAAUAAUAAUACCACAUCAUCAUCAUCAAAUAUGUCCGAUAAAGUUAAAGUAAAAGUGGUGGACGUAAUUUAUGAAGUACAAACACGAAAGAUGUUCGGUGAAUUUACUAUUCCUUCCGAAGGUAAUUGGAGAAGCUCAAAUUCAAGUCCCCUGUCUAAAGAUGCUAUUGAAAAGAAGGCUCUUAAUGACGGUUGGAAGUAUUUAACAAAAGACUGGAUUAAUGAAGGAGAAGAUUCAUGGGAAUAUGCGAAUGAAUGGCAUGAUGACCAAAAACAUUGGUCUCAUGCUUUUGGCCCUUUUGAUUUUGUGAGAAGAAAAAAGUGGACCAAAGCACGAGUUAAGCACGUAGAACAAUCUGAGGCAGAAAAAUUAGUGAAAGAACAUGGAGAAUUAUCGUCAAUUAUUGAAAAGGACGAAACCUCAAAAAUAAUUUAUCAGGAGUUUAACGAAUUGAAACAGAAAUUGGAGCAAAAUUGUUCCACCGUGACGCAACAAACACAAAAACCAAACAUUUUAUUGUUGGGAGGAAGCGGAAGUGGUAAAAGCUCUCUUGUGAAUGCAGUGUUUGGAAAAAGCUUGGCGGAAAUUGGUGAAGGUAAACCAAUCACACAACGGUAUACUAAAUAUACUGGUGAGCACAGUCCUGUAGUCAUUUACGACAGCAGAGGUAUUGAACAUGGCUACAUUCAAGAUGGGUUUGUUGCCGAUACAAGACGAUUUUUCAAGAAAAUUAGACAAGAAGAAAGCUUGGCAAAACAUGUUCAUGUGGUGUGGUAUGUCAUUGACUUGACACAGGCAAGAUUCCAACCUUUUGAGGCAGAAUUCUGUAAAGAAGAGCUGAAAGGAAUUCCAAUUAUUUUUGUUUUAAACAAAGCAGAUGCUGUCAAGGAUAACGUCCGAGAUAUCAUGAUUGAAACGAUUGCUAACUUCAAUUUACCAAACUGUAUCGGAAUUUACCCAACAGUUGCUUGCUGCAAAAAUUUUGAUGCUAAAGAGUGUCCUAGCUGUAAUUCUCCAAAGAUUAGAAAGAGACUUAAGGCUGGUACAUGUACAAUCAUGUGCAAAGAAUGCAAUUAUACCGUCACGCUCGAAAAAACAAUGGGUAUCGAGCAGUUAUCGCGGUCAACCAUGACAGUUUUGCCAGAUCUUGUUAAGAGCGUUUUUGUCAAUGCACAACAAUCUUCGACCUUAGGAAAAGAGGUGGCAGCAAAGAACAUUAUUUUGGAACACUGUAAGGACGUAUCAUUGACAAAAUUUGAAAAGGCCAAGUCUCGACUUGUUGCUUUAAUUGCUAAACUUGUGACACACUAUCAAGUAGACUCAUUACAUUCUCUCAUUCACAAGAAAAUGGUUAGCAGAUUUGAGAAAUUCUACAGAGAGCAAGGUUUCAAUAAGAGAUUUGGUUUAUUUAUGAAUGAUUUCUUCAGCAGUAAGCGCGAGACACACGCUGAAGUGUUCUUACUCGCUGCAGGAGUUGAGAUUUGCCAAGUAAUUAUCAAAUUCAAACAGGCAGCCAUUGCAAAUGCACUCAAGAAUUUUGAAACUCAAGUCUCACAAGAAAUUGAAAAAGAAAAACAAGCAGGAGUCAUGCCAAUGCAAAAUAAUGUGACUGUUGUGACCGAUCCUAAAAAGACAGCCUCCUAUGCAUCGAUCCACGAUUUGGAAGAAGAGGAAGAAGAGACAGACCUUGCUCUCGACAAGCUCAUUGCCAAUAUUCAUUUCACUUUGGAUAGUAACAUUGUCGAUUUAGUGUCUGAUGAAUUGAGAAAAGUGAAAAGUCCACAACGAUAUCUAGAAUUACUCAAAUUCGAUGGCAACUGCCAAUUCAAAUUACCAGAGAAGAAAAUGGAAGUUGUGCAAGAGGAAGAAUUACACAUUCCACUCUACGUUUAUCAAAAAGCUAAAGAUGAUGUUGCCACUUCAACAACAGAAACAAACAACUCUUCGACCACUUCACAACAACCUCAACCUACCCAACCCACCCCUUCCUCUUCAUCAUCCUCAACCACUGAAACUCCAGCCAAUAAAUAG
Messenger RNA from Naegleria lovaniensis, 2136 nucleotides. RefSeq lists its product as uncharacterized. The transcript has a single exon. Lineage: Eukaryota; Heterolobosea; Eutetramitea; Acrasida; Naegleriidae. Gene Ontology annotation, biological process: tRNA wobble uridine modification; tRNA methylation. The coding region runs from base 1 to 2136 and encodes 711 amino acids. The record is from RefSeq and is a predicted model, not a curated record. Gene Ontology annotation, molecular function: GTP binding. Gene Ontology annotation, cellular component: cytoplasm; mitochondrion.